Molecule: messenger RNA, 1014 nt
Organism: Cladophialophora psammophila CBS 110553
Lineage: Eukaryota; Fungi; Ascomycota; Eurotiomycetes; Chaetothyriales; Herpotrichiellaceae
Exons: 3
Coding region: 1-1014 (337 amino acids)
Biological process (GO): monoatomic ion transport; mitochondrial transmembrane transport
Cellular component (GO): mitochondrial inner membrane
Molecular function (GO): monoatomic ion transmembrane transporter activity
Source: RefSeq, a predicted model, not a curated record
AUGUCUGCCUCAUUACCAGGGAAUCGAGAUCUUCCAGCAUCUCAAUAUGACCUCUCAACAUAUUGGGGCCGUGUAAUGCAGUCGGCACAGAUAGCAGAUCCGAGGACACUAUUUGUUUCCUCCUCUGGCCUCGAAAAUGCAAAGCGACUGGUGACAUCUUAUAAGACCGGGGAAGCAAGGGUCAUGACGCCGGAGAUAUGGCAAGCCAAAAAGAUUGUGGAUUCAACACUCCAUCCAGAUACUGGCAAACCUGUCUUCCUCCCAUUCCGCAUGUCCUGCUUCGUGAUCUCUAAUCUGGUUGUCACCGCUGGUAUGCUCACACCCAAUCUGAGCAAUACUGGCACAGUAGCCUGGCAAAUCAUAAAUCAAUCACUCAAUGUCGCUAUCAAUUCGGCCAACGCAAACAAAUCUUCACCACUUAGUACAUCCACGUUGGUCAAAUCCUAUCUGAUGGCAGUCUCUGCCUCUUGCUCUGUCGCUGUCGGAUUGAACUCGCUCGUCCCGCGGUUGAAACGCCUCUCCCCAAACACCAGACUUAUCCUAGGCCGCCUCGUUCCCUUCGCAGCCGUGGCCAGCGCAGGUGCGUUGAACGUCUUUCUCAUGCGCUCUGAAGAAAUCCGCCGCGGGAUCGACAUCUUCCCCGUGCAGUCCGAGGAAGAAAAAGCCGAACGCGAGAAGACAGGCAAAGAAGUCGCGCCCUUAGGCAAAUCUCGCAAAGCCGCCAUCCUCGCCGUAGGCGAAACAGCGAUCUCCCGCGUCCUAAACGCCACUCCGAUAAUGGUCAUUCCUCCGCUCAUAUUGGUCCGACUUCAGAAAACAGAGUGGCUGAAGUCCCGGCCUCGGAUGGUUUUGCCCGUGAAUUUGGGCUUGAUUCUGACGACCAGUAUCUUCGCCCUGCCGUUGGCGUUGGCGGCGUUUCCGCAGCGGCAGGCUGUUAGUGCGAGGAGCUUGGAGGAAGAGUUCUGGGACAGGGGCGGCGAAGGGGGCUUGGUGGAGUUCAACCGCGGGAUAUGA